AUGGUGCUAAAUCUUUACUCUGAAGGUGAUAUGCCUCAGCUGGUCAGAGGGAUGAAGCUUUUAAACCAAGCUGAUCCAUGUGUGCAAGUUUUAAUCCAGGAGACAGGAGAACAUGUGCUAGUGACAGCAGGAGAAGUUCAUCUUCAGCGUUGCUUGGAUGACCUGAAAGAAAGGUUUGCAAAGGUACAGAUUAGUGUUUCAGCCCCUAUUAUACCGUUCCGAGAGACAAUAACAAGACCUCCAAAAGUUGAUAUGGUGAAUGAAGAAAUAGGAAAACAGCAGAAAGUUGCUAUCAUACACCAAGCAAAAGAGGACCAAACUAAAAUUCCCGAAGGAAUUCAGGUUGAUUCAGAUGGGCUUGUUACAAUAUCUACUCCAAAUAAACAAGCUACUCUCAGUGUAAGAGCAGCACCACUUCCUGAGGAGGUAACUCGACUUCUUGAAGAAAACAGUGACUUAAUUCGAACUAUGGAACAGCUCAACACGUCUCUGAAUGAAGACAAAAAAACCCAUGAGAUCAAUCAGAAGACUCUUGAUAGAAUUAGAGAAUUCAAACAAAAAUUGGAGCAAAAUCUGCAGGGAAGAAAGUGGAGAAAUGCUGUUGAUCAGAUCUGGUCAUUUGGACCACGAAAGUGUGGGCCUAAUAUUUUGUUAUAUAAUUUUGAGGGCUAUAAAAGGUCUGUGUGGCAGUGCCUUGGGAACACCGUGAAAGAAGUAAGUAAAUACAGAGACUUUGACAACAGCAUAGUAAGUGGAUUUCAGCUGGCUACACUUUCAGGUCCCAUGUGUGAAGAGCCCCUCAUGGGUGUUUGUUUUACGGUGGAAAAAUGGGAAAUAAAUAAAGUUGGAGAUGUGCUGUCAACUAGAAGUCAGGAUUCAGGGGAACAUGAUGCCGUAGAAGAUCAACAAAAUGAAGAUAAUGCUCUAGCAAGCAGUUCAACUGGUGAAGCUCACAGUGCAAAUGAACACCAGGACAGCAGCCAAAGUGGUAUGGGAUCUCCUGAGAAAACUAGUAAGCCCAAGGGAGAAGUUUUACUUGCAGAUUGCUAUGGUCCCUUUUCUGGACAGCUGAUUGCCACCAUGAAGGAAGCUUGUCGUUAUGCUCUGCAGGCAAAACCACAGAGGCUUAUGGCAGCAAUGUACACGUGUGAAAUCAUGGCUACUGCAGAAGUUUUAGGUCGUGUGUAUGCUGUCCUGUCCAAGAGAGAAGGCAGAGUGUUACACGAGGAGAUGAAAGAGGGGACGGAUGUGUUUAUUAUUAAGGCAGUCCUGCCAGUAGCAGAAAGCUUUGGUUUUGCUGAUGAAAUCAGGAAAAGAACUAGUGGCCUGGCCAGUCCACAGCUGGUGUUCAGCCACUGGGAGAUCAUUUCCAGUGACCCAUUCUGGGUGCCAACGACUGAGGAGGAGUAUUUGCACUUUGGGGAAAAGGCAGACUCGGAGAACCAGGCGCGCAAGUACAUGAACGCAGUAAGAAAGAGAAAGGGGCUGUAUGUAGAAGAAAAAAUUGUGGAGCACGCUGAGAAGCAAAGAACUCUUAGUAGAAAUAAAUAGCUGUGUCUGCCUCCUUUCUCCCCUGACUCAGCUAAAUGUGGGUGGAUCAUUUUAUGUGCAGCAGAUUCCAAAUUUCAUCUGGACUUUGUUCUUUGACACCAGUUUUCUUACACUCUAUGUCUGUGGCUUAUGUUUUAAUAAACUUAAGCCUUUCCAAAUUUUAUACAGAGAAAAUAGUUUAUUUAUUUAAAUAAAAUAUAGGCAUAGUCAUUGCAAUUGGUCUCAAUUUUUAAAAUUUACUGCCCUAUUGAACUUCCUGUCACAAGGAUUAGGAACUCCUAAUUUAAUUUGUUUCUUCUGAUUUAUCACAUGUAAUUGCAGUUAGAGCUGGUUACUAGCUUGUUGCAAAUAAACUAUGCACUGAAUUUA
Messenger RNA from Acanthisitta chloris (rifleman), 1920 nucleotides. Its product is annotated as elongation factor Tu GTP-binding domain-containing protein 1-like. Gene Ontology annotation, biological process: cytosolic ribosome assembly. The record is from RefSeq and is a predicted model, not a curated record. Gene Ontology annotation, molecular function: ribosome binding; GTPase activity. Gene Ontology annotation, cellular component: ribonucleoprotein complex; cytosol. Bases 1 to 1551 code for a protein of 516 amino acids. The transcript is spliced from 5 exons. Lineage: Eukaryota; Metazoa; Chordata; Aves; Passeriformes; Acanthisittidae.